This is a messenger RNA of Apiotrichum porosum, 957 nucleotides long. RefSeq lists its product as uncharacterized. Bases 1 to 957 code for a protein of 318 amino acids. Gene Ontology annotation, cellular component: mitochondrion. The record is from RefSeq and is a predicted model, not a curated record. Lineage: Eukaryota; Fungi; Basidiomycota; Tremellomycetes; Trichosporonales; Trichosporonaceae. The transcript is spliced from 5 exons.
AUGGCCAUUCGCGGCCUUACACACGCCGCCAGCCUCGCCAGCGCAGUCCACGCUGGGCCGUCGUGCCGCAUGGCUGCUUUGAGGUCGAGGUCCGGCUGGGCCGGAACCUUUAUCGCCUCCCAGAAUGUCGUGUCUUCCAUCCCCACCUUCGGCACCACGUCGCGUUCGUUCACGACCUCGCCGACUGCUACAAGUGGUCAUUCACGAUGGUCUAAAAUCAGACAUAAAAAGGGCGCCGUGGACAGUGCUCGCGGCGCGUUUUACAGCAGAGUGAUGGCUGAAGUCCACACCGCCUUGCGCCCACCCAACUCGCCCGACCCGCUGCUGAACCCUCGUCUUGCAGCUGCACUUACCAAGGCUAAGGAGGCUGGUCUGCCAAAGGCCCUCGUGGAGUCGGCAUUCGCUCGCGCCAAGAAGCUCGCGGACGGCACAGGCAAGGCGGUCACUUUCGAGGCCACAGGUGCUGGCGGUAAGGUGGCAAUGAUCAUCGAGUGCGUAACCGAGAACCCCGCGCGUACCAACAGCAAAGUGAAGGAGGCGCUGUCCAAGAGCGGCUCAAAGGCAUCCAACGUUGGGUUCCUCUUCGAGCGCAAGGGACGUAUCUGGCUCGAGCCCAUCGAGGGCAACGAGGCGGCUACCUUUGACUCUCUCUUUGAUGUCGCGGCUGAGGGCGGCGCGGAGGAUGUGCGGGAGGUGGAGGCAGACGAUGAGGGAAUGGUGUGGGAGGUCAUCACUGCGCCGAACGACCUCGGCUCGCUGACCUCACUCCUCACGUCUGCCCCUCACGACGCGGCCUACUCCCUCCGCUCGAGUGAACUGGCGUACGUCGCUACCGACCCCGUCGUUGUAGGCGAGGAAGGUGGCGUGGACGAGGACCAGGCUCAGAACAUUGGCAAGACAAUUGACGCACUCGAGGAGGAGCCUGAUGUUGUCAAGGUGUGGACCAACAUGGAAUAA